Molecule: messenger RNA, 933 nt
Organism: Hyaena hyaena (striped hyena)
Lineage: Eukaryota; Metazoa; Chordata; Mammalia; Carnivora; Hyaenidae
Gene: BSND
Product: barttin CLCNK type accessory subunit beta
Exons: 4
Coding region: 1-933 (310 amino acids)
Biological process (GO): chloride transport
Cellular component (GO): basolateral plasma membrane
Molecular function (GO): chloride channel regulator activity
Source: RefSeq, a predicted model, not a curated record
AUGGCUGACGAGAAGACCUUCCGCAUCGGCUUCAUCGUGCUGGGGCUCUUCCUGCUGGCUCUCGGCACGUUCCUCAUGAGCCACGACCGGCCCCAGGUCUAUGGUACCUUCUACGCCAUGGGCUGCGUCAUGGUGAUCGGGGGCGUCGUCUGGAGCAUGUGCCAGUGCUACCCCAAGAUCACCUUCAUACCUGCUGACUCGGACUUCCAAGGCAUCCUGUCCCCAAAGGCGCUGGGCCUGCUGGAGAAUGGGCUGGCCGCGGAGAUGAAGACACCCAGCCCCCAGCCCCCGUACGUCAGGCUGUGGGAGGAGGCCGCCUAUGACCAGAGCCUGCCGGACUUCAGCCACAUCCAGAUGAAGGUCAUGGGCUACCGCGAGGACCCCCGCCCCUUGCUGGCCCCUGAGCCGGGACAGCCGCAGCUGGGAUCCAGUGCUGGAGGAGAAGGUGGCCCUGGUGAGGCUCAGGCCUGGACGGAGGCCGCGGUGGUCAUCCACAGGGGCUCAGAGGAAGACGGGGGAGAAAGAAGCUCGACUGAGAGCAGGCCUGACCUGGAGGCCUGUCCCCAGGGCCCCGCACCCCUGGCGUCCUUCCAAGACGACCUGGAUGUGGACUCCAACGAGGGUGGCGGCCUCAGCUCGUCUCCACCCGAUGGCGGCGAGCCCCCUGCCCCGCCCGGGGAGCCCUGGGCCCGCAAGCACCAGCUGGACCGCUUCCGUGACUUUGCCCUGAUCGACGCCCCCGCGGAGGACGCGCCUCCAGAGCGGCAGUGGUCCCGCUCAAGGACAAGGGAGGAGGAAGACGAGGCUUCAGACGGAGGCACAGAGGAGCCGGAGCAGGAGGAGGAGGAGGACUUGUACUACGGGCUGCCGGACAGCCCUGGGGACCCCCUUCCGGACAAGGAACUGGGCUUUGAGCCCGACGCCCAGGGCUGA